This is a messenger RNA of Octodon degus (degu), 4402 nucleotides long. RefSeq names its product solute carrier family 9 member A3 (gene Slc9a3). The coding region runs from base 33 to 2519 and encodes 828 amino acids. The transcript has 17 exons. Gene Ontology annotation, biological process: sodium ion transport; regulation of pH; proton transmembrane transport. Lineage: Eukaryota; Metazoa; Chordata; Mammalia; Rodentia; Octodontidae. Gene Ontology annotation, molecular function: sodium:proton antiporter activity. Gene Ontology annotation, cellular component: apical plasma membrane; brush border membrane. The record is from RefSeq and is a predicted model, not a curated record.
AGGGCUGGAGCGCAGUGCAGUUGCAGGGGGCGAUGUCUCGGCAAGUGGGCCCCCUGUGCGCUCUGCUCUGGGCGCUGGUGCUGGCGCUGCCGCGGGCUGGAGCUGUCGAAGAACAGCCUGUCAGUGCCAGCCGGGACUUCCAAAUUGUCACCUUCAAGUGGCAUCAUGUCCAGGACCCAUACAUCAUCGCGCUCUGGAUUCUCGUGGCCAGCUUGGCCAAAAUUGUGUUCCACCUGUCCCACAAGGUCACCAGCGUCGUGCCUGAGAGUGCUCUGCUCAUCGCGCUGGGCCUGGUGCUGGGGGGCAUCGUCUGGGCAGCCGACCACAUUGCCUCCUUCACAAUGACACCCACGCUCUUCUUCUUCUACCUGCUGCCCCCCAUCGUGCUGGAUGCUGGCUACUUCAUGCCCAACCGGCUCUUCUUUGGGAACCUGGGCACCAUCCUGCUAUAUGCGGUCAUCGGCACCGUGUGGAACGCAGCCACCACAGGCCUGUCACUUUAUGGCGUCUUCUGCAGCGGCCUGAUGGGCGACCUGCAGACCGGGCUCCUGGACUUCCUGCUCUUUGGCAGCCUCAUCGCUGCUGUGGACCCAGUGGCUGUCCUGGCUGUGUUUGAGGAAGUCCACGUCAAUGAGGUCCUGUUUAUCAUCGUCUUUGGGGAGUCAUUGCUGAAUGAUGCUGUGACUGUGGUCCUGUACAAUGUGUUUGACUCUUUUGUGACACUGGGUGGUGAUAAGGUGACUGGUGUGGACUGUGUGAAAGGCAUAGUGUCCUUCUUCGUGGUGAGCCUGGGGGGCACGCUGGUGGGGGUGGUCUUCGCCUUCCUGCUGUCCCUCGUGACCCGCUUCACCAAGCACGUACGCAUCAUCGAGCCCGGCUUUGUCUUCGUCAUCUCCUACCUGUCCUACCUCACAUCUGAGAUGCUGUCCCUGUCAGCCAUCCUGGCAAUCACCUUUUGUGGCAUCUGCUGCCAGAAGUACGUGAAGGCCAACAUCUCGGAGCAGUCUGCCACAACGGUGCGCUACACCAUGAAAAUGCUGGCCAGCGGGGCGGAGACCAUCAUUUUCAUGUUCCUGGGCAUCUCCGCCGUGGACCCCGUCAUCUGGACCUGGAACACGGCCUUCGUGCUGCUCACGCUGCUCUUCAUCUCUGUGUACCGGGUCAUUGGUGUCGUCCUGCAGACCUGGAUCCUGAACCGGUACCGCAUGGUGCAGCUGGAGACCAUCGACCAGGUGGUGAUGUCCUAUGGUGGCCUGCGAGGGGCUGUGGCCUAUGCCCUGGUUGUGCUUCUGGAUGAGAAGAAGGUCAAAGAGAAGAAACUGUUUGUCAGCACCACGUUGAUUGUCGUCUUCUUCACCGUCAUCUUUCAGGGCCUGACCAUCAAGCCCCUGGUGCAGUGGCUGAAGGUGAAGCGCAGUGAGCAGAGGGAGCCCAAGCUCAACGAAAAGCUGCAUGGCCGGGCUUUUGACCACAUCCUCUCAGCCAUAGAGGACAUCUCGGGACAGAUCGGACACAAUUAUCUCAGAGAUAAGUGGUCCAAUUUUGACAGGAAGAUCCUCAGCAAAGUCCUCAUGAGAAGGUCAGCCCAAAAAUCUCGAGAUCGGAUUCUGAAUGUUUUCCAUGAACUGAACUUGAAGGAUGCCAUUAGCUAUGUGGCUGAGGGAGAGCGGCGUGGAUCCCUGGCCUUCAUUCGUUCCCCAAGCACUGACAACAUGGUCAACGUGGACUUCAGCCUACCCCACCCAUCUACCAUGGAGGCCUCAGUCUCCUACCUUCUGAGGGAGAACAUGAGUGCUGUGCGCCUGGACAUGCAGUCCCUGGAGCAGCGGCGAAGGAGUAUCCGUGACACAGAGGACAUGGUCACCCACCACACGCUGCAGCAGUACCUAUAUAAGCCAAGGCAGGAGUACAAGCACAUCUACAGCCGGCACAAGCUGAUACCUAGCGAGGCUGAAAAGCAGGACAAGGAAAUCUUCCACAGGACCAUGCGCAAGCGCCUGGAGUCCUUCAAGUCAGCCAAGCUGGGGAUCAACCAGAACAAGAAAGCAGCCAAGCUGUAUAAGAGGGAGCGUGCACAGAAGCGGAGGAACAGCAGCAUCCCCAAUGGGAAGUUGCCCAUGGAGAACCCAGCCCCUAACUUCACCAUGAAGGAAAAAGAUUUGGAAUUUUCAGACCAUGAGGAGGCCCCAGAUUAUGAAGCUGAGACCAGUGGGGGCAUCGAGUUUCUGGCCAAUGUCACAAAGGACACAGCCUCAGACUCUCCAGCAGGAAUUGACAACCCUGUGUUCUCCCUGGAUGAGGACCUGGAUCCCAGCAUCCUUGCCAGGGUGCCACCCUGGCUGUCCCCUGGGGAGACUGUGGUGCCCUCCCAGAGGGCCCGUGUGCAGAUUCCCCAGUCUCCCAGCAACUUCCGCCGCCUGGCACCCUUCCGCCUCAGCAACAAGUCGGUGGACUCCUUCCUGAUGGCUGACAGCCCUGAGGAGCGACCCCAUGCCCUUCCUGAAUCCACACACAUGUGACACCGGCUCCGACACGCCACUGACCGGAGGUUCGUCCCCGCGCCGAAGUCUGCCCGCUGCCCCGCUGCCCCCACCCUUGCCACCUGCGAGUCUCGCGCAGUCUGCUCGCACUUCAACACCCGGGACGCAUGCACGGUCAGCAGCGGCACGGCGCGUGCACAGCAGGCGCUCAUUCCAGCGACCGCGUGCGCGCCGCCGCCCAGAACUGCGCAAGCUGGCCUCGCUGCAGCCGCCGGGCCCCGAGCUACCGCAGCUGGCGCUGGAGCAAGAGGAGACGCCGCUGUGACCAGGAUGCCGUGCCCGGCGGGGCUGCACCGACUCGGAGUCCGGGCAUCCAGGCCGGGGUCACCCUUCGUCGCUGCUGGGCUAUUGGGUCGCCGGCUUAUCCGGAGCCAACCGUCCUUGCGCACCUUGGGUUGUGAGCGAUGGCCAGAGAGGUGGGAACAUGGGCGCCACGGUUCUGUGAUCCCAGUCACCCUCUGGCUGGUGGCAUCUGUUGCGUUGGUAUCUUAGCUACGGCGUCCCAUCCUUAUCCGGGUCGACAGCGGCAUACAGCAAUUCCGGACCUCAGGACAGCCCUGUCCCCAGACAUCUCAGCCAAACUGUUCCUCAUGCCGCCCUGAGGUAGUGGCCGAAGACCACAGGGCUGGGUGGGAGGAGGAAGGACCCAGGUAGCCUGUCGCAGCCAGUGUGGGCUGCCCUGGGUCCCCUGAGAUCUUUGCAGGUUAGGCCCAGGACGGGGAGGGACCUGGAGCUUGAGCCUCCAAGGAGAAUGUGGCAGCACUGCCCUGUGCUUGUCCUGGAUGUCCUCCCACUGCCCCCAGGGCUCAGGGAUGUGGCCUUGGACAGCCCUGCCCUUAGAGCAGUGAAAAGCCGGCCACCUCCAAUCCUCAGAGCACGGGCUGAAGAUUGCCAAGGUCACUGAGGAAACCCAGAGCGGCUGAAGGCCCUCCUGGUGGCUUUUUGGAAACAAACCACUCCCAGCUGUCUGCUCAGGAAAACUAAACCCCGUCUCAGGGUCCAGGCUGACAGCUCACAUUCUCAGGGUUCAGAAGGGGUUGGCAGCAUUUGGUGUUAAUGCCACAGUGAGUCCCAGACAGCAAAAGCAUACAUUUCCUCUUCACAACAGCACUGUCACUGUUGAAAGGGACCAGUUAGUCUGCUGAACACCAAAGCCUCUUGGCUUCUGCCUCAGGGCUACUCCUGACAGGAACCCACCUGCUGUCACUGAAUCCCAGCUCAGUCCUCUUGAGGAAAUGCAGCACUUCUGGUUUCUAGGAGCUGCUCUUAGAGAGAUCAGCCAGCAGCACGGACAGCUGGCGCAACUUGGGAGCCUUGCCCAGGAUGCUCCAAGAGGCGGGCAGCCACCAGCCUGCAGCCAAGUGGCUAGCCUGCUCACAGCAGGAGCUGCCUUAACCUACCCAGGCCAUGAGAUGCAGGCUCUGAUUCCCACUGCAGGGGCCAAAGGGCCAGGUGGUAAAUCUGGGACAGAUACCCCUUGAUGCUCCAUACCGGUGUCUCUGAGGGGGGCAGCUUUGUCUAGGCUGGAACCAGAGUUCAGACAAGGAAGCAACUGGUCCUGAGAAUCCACCUCACACCCUUGGAGAGCACCAUGGCCACGUUUCAGACAGGAGAACCUUGUUGUUGCUGUCACUUGUAAAACAAAAAUGUAAACAGUCCAUGAAUGUAUUUCCUUAUGGAAGCUGUUGUAAAAAUUUUUGUUAGGAGAGUAUUAUUUAUUUAAUACUGAACUUUGGCCUACUUCGUGGUACUGUAUGUACACAUUUAGAAACUUGCUACUUCUCACUUCUGUAUUUUUCUUGAAAAUAAUUUUGUUACAAUGUUCAUUGUACUGUAUAUCAAUUGUCUAUUAUGAAAAAUUU